AUGAUUGAAGACCACGAUGCGCCCUCUACAAGUAGAGGCCGAAAGCGCGGACGUAAAUCGAAAGUUGAACCCGAAGCGACUAUGAUUGAGACUUUUGAUGAAGAGGGUCUAAUAGAAGAAAGCGAGGAAUCGACAUCUGGCUUUAAACUCGAGGUUACAUCACAGGAACCAUCAUCAACUUUCAAGGAGGGCAUUUAUAAUCAAGGCAAUUUUUAUGGGUGGACGAAAGAUUGGAAUCCCGAAUGGAUGUAUCGUCUACCCGGGGAUGUCGUUUUGACAGCAAUUCGAAAUGGCGGCUCUGAAGGAAGAGGUCGAGCAGAAAUUGGAAAAUGUCUCGGUAUUGAUACUGCUACAAAACCUGGAAAUCGUCGAGUCAGCGGUCAUAUAGUUGCUGUCCAAAAAGAACACGAAAAGCAUGUGGGCCAAUUUCAAAAGAUGGAAGGAAAAGUUCGAAUGAUCAAGUAUUUCUGGAAAAAGUCGGCCGAGCCCGAAACAUUCCAGAAGCUCUUUGAUGAUUUCAGAAAACUUGCCAAACGAGAAUGUCCUUUCAAGAUGGGACAAACUAUUAAAUUUCCCGAUACUGGAUUGAGUACUCUUCGAAUUUCGGACGUUAGUCUUCGCCGGUUAAAUGACAUACUAGAGCUUCUAAGUGUCGAAGAAAUUCUGACUCCUAUCCAUAAAAUUCUGAAGCAUAUUCACAACAAAGAAAUGGCACAGGGAUACCAAUUUCAGAUUGACAAGAAAAGCAUGAUGAAGUGUCUUCUGGCUCUCAAGAAAGAAAAUUUAUUGAACAUUUUCGAAACACUUGUGACUAGCGAAAAUGUAGAAAACAAAAUUCAAAUUGUCACUCGGCCAUAUAUUUCCUCCGCGGAUAGUCCCGAAGUGGCGGCAGAAAUUCAACGUACGAUCGAUCUGUACCACGCUGAAGGGCGAGUUUUUCCACAUGGCCAGCUUCGAUACUCAACCAAAAAACGGACCGAGGCUGAGAAGCCGAAACAACCCGGCAAGAACGAGAUCAAUUCACAAUUGAAGCAAGCACAAGAACUAUUAGAAAAUGGAUUUUCGUCCGGAAUUUCACUUGAGCAACGUUAUGCCUUAUUUCGCUUGCAGAAUUCAAAAUCAAUUGUGGCUAGACCAAAAAGUAGUGACCAGAUGGGAAGCUCGGGUUUGAACGAAACAACUACGAACGAAGACUCAAGAAUUGAUGGAAUUGACAAUACAUUAGAUUUGAUUGCCAAUAGUAUUAUGGAGGAAACGAGUUUGGAAAAAGAAAAUGAGCCUACAGAAAACAAGGAAGAUGAGCAAAUCGACGAAAAAGCAGCGCACAUUUUGUUAAACUGUAAUGGUGUACUUUCCGAUGGCGUGGACGACCCAUCUGUGCCAAUGAGAGCUAUCCCCAAAACAUUAGAACAUCUUGUACGCAAGAAAGAUCUGUAUGAUCCACACAUUGAAUAUGGAUUUCAAAGCAAGUACAUUCGACUCUGCGCUUUACAUGACACCGUUUGGCAUUUUGUUUAUGGAAAUCCCAGAGGGAAACCUUCUGUCUUCGAAAGAUAUCCACCUGGUCGAGAUCCUGUUUCGUUGCCAGAAGUGUCAUUGGAUCAACUGCCAGUUUACCAAGAGACUGAAACCCCGUAUCGAUUCAUGCCAUCAUGCGAUUACGAAGAUUUGCCAGCUGGAUGGUUUAUGCUUCAGGAUUUUUAUUGUGCUCUACCGUUCUCCGUAUUUUGCCUAUUGUCUCAAAUACCGAAAAGUGCUCCGAAAGAAGAUGUUUUGCAACUUUUGACUGAUCCAAUUGCUCGCCAUACUCCUUUAGCUGACUUGCCAAUCUCUAUUAGAAAGCCACUUUUUCAAAGACAAAAAGAAACUUACGGU
This is a messenger RNA of Mesorhabditis belari, 1875 nucleotides long. The record is from the annotation of a GenBank genome assembly. Lineage: Eukaryota; Metazoa; Nematoda; Chromadorea; Rhabditida; Rhabditidae.